CUCGCAUCAGUACGGCGAUCGCCUGGGAAGAAAAGCUCGAGUCGAAAUGAAGUCCGUCGUUACAGCACUUCUUGCGGCUUCUGUGGCCUACGCGCGGACUGGAACCGAGAAGAAACCGUCGCAGUCGGAGAUUGAAGCUGCUGCUGCUUCUACCGAGCCGCACUCCCCGGUUUCCAAUGUGAAAGGUCUCGCAUUUGAUCGUUUCGUUCAAGUGUGGCUCGAAAACAUCGAUUACGAGGAUGCCGAGGAAGACGAAAACAAGCAAUGGCUUGCUUCGCAGGGAAUCACCCUGACCAACUUCUAUGCCACUACGCAUCCGUCCGAGCCGAACUACUGUGCUGCCGCCGGAGGUGACACGUUCGGCAUGGACAAUGACGAUUACAAUCAAAUCCCUUCGAAUGUGUCGACGAUUGCCGAUCUUCUUGACACGAAACAGAUUGCUUGGGGCGAAUAUCAAGAGCACAUGCCUUAUCCUGGGUUCCAGGGAAACGACUACAAAAACCAAGAAACGAAGGCCAAUGACUAUGUGCGCAAGCACAAUCCUUUAGUCUUGUACGACUCGGUCACCGAGAACAGCACUCGUUUGCGUCAAAUCAAGAACUUCACUCACUUUGACGAUGAUCUUGAGAACAAGAAGCUGCCCCAAUGGGCUUUUGUGACCCCCAACAUGACGAACGAUGCGCAUGAUACCAACAUUACCUUUGCCGCCAAGUGGGAGCGUAACUGGAUGACACCCCUUCUCAAAAAUUCCUAUUUUAUGGAUAACACUCUGGUUCUGUUGACCUUCGAUGAAGACAAUACGUAUACAAAAGGCAACAGAAUCUUUAGUAUUCUUCUGGGUGGUGCCAUCCCGGACAACCUCAAGGGUACCAAGGACGAUACGUUCUACACUCACUAUUCGGUCAUCGCAACUAUGUCCGCCAACUGGGGUCUGCCAUCUCUUGGCCGCUGGGACUGCGGCGCUAAUCUGCUUGAGAUCGUGGCAAAUAAAACCGGCUAUGUUAAUUAUAACGUUGACACUACACACCUUCACCUCAAUGAAACAUAUCCCGGCCCGAUGUCUAACGGUGAUUACUCUGAAUAUUCACCGGAGUGGCCCAUCCCCUUAACAGAGGGAGAAUGUUCUGCUGGCCACGGAAUUCUUGAUAUUGUCAAGGAAACCUACAAGGGCACCAAGCCUACCUUCAACUAUACGAGUCCUUUCCCUUACGAUACCAAGAGUGGCUACAAUGAAGACGUGACAGCGACCAGGAAGGCAUCUCUCAAUGGAAGAUCCUCGGCCAUUUCCGCUUCCCCCGAAUCUACUGCCAAUGCCGGCAGUUCACUGACAUUGCCGCUUAUUGGAUCGGCCACUGGAAUCUUCAUGGAGUUUGUACUAGGACAAUUCUAGGGUAUGAACAUGGAAGGAAUCCUGUACAUAUGCGCUACGUGAGAAGGAGUAAAUAAGCCCCAAUGACUACGCAAAUCAUGGGACAUGCCAUGUUUUACUAUUCCAGUUGCACGGCCUGAAAUCUUAUCCAAAAUUGACUUCACAAAGUUGGCCAUUCGGCUACGCCAGUCUCAUUCUCAG
Messenger RNA from Aspergillus steynii IBT 23096, 1570 nucleotides. Its product is annotated as acid phosphatase PHOa. Gene Ontology annotation, biological process: phospholipid catabolic process. Bases 47 to 1390 code for a protein of 447 amino acids. NCBI's taxonomy places the organism in Eukaryota, Fungi, Ascomycota, Eurotiomycetes, Eurotiales, Aspergillaceae. The transcript has 3 exons. The record is from RefSeq and is a predicted model, not a curated record. Gene Ontology annotation, molecular function: hydrolase activity, acting on ester bonds.